AUGAAUAGUAAUGGAUUCAGGAGAAUGUGCGUGGAUGAGAUAAGGAGAGCAGACAACGUGGCUGUUCUGGAGGAGUGUACCGACUUCUACUCCUUCGUGAUGGAGCAGGCGAGGGUGGCCACCAGAAUAUGCAUCUGCUGUCUGGCACUGGGGUGCGACGAGAAGACGGAGGAAUUGGCCAGAAUUCUGGGGCGGCGGCUCAGGGAGGGGGUGGAGCUCGUGAUUCUGGCCGACAAGACGAGGAACGAGGAGGACGAGGGGAUUCUGGCGAUGUUCUACAGGCACGGGCUGAGAGGGAGCAUGAGACUGGUCGAUGCUGAGACAAGCAGGUGGCUUCCAAAUCUGGUGAAUAACGCCCUGGGAGUCUAUCACAGCAAACUGUACAUCUUCGACGAGACCGUGUUGAUGACAGGAGCAAACUUGUACGGGAUUUACUACGAAAAUAGGGCAGAUCGAUAUUACGUCAUAAAAAGUAGGGAAUUGGCAGAAUACUACUGCAAAAUGGUAGUAGGAGAGGGGGUGUGGCACGAUAGGGGUAGUUAUGGUGGUCAGAGUGAGGGUAGUAUGCGUGAAACAGGUGAAACUGCUAUGGGAAAGUGGAACUCGAUUAGUCUUGAAAACGUACAGUUUCAGGUGAGCACAUUCAACCAGAAGAAUGAGAAGGAGGUGCUGUUGAGGCUGUUUGAAACAGAGUACAGCGAAAUGGCUGUUUCUACGGCCUACCUGAAUAUGCCAGGGGAGUAUCUGGAUGCAUUGAGGACGAAGGAGUUCAAGCUGUUUGUACCAGCACCAGAGAACAACACUUUCAACACAUUCGGGUUCUUUAAUCAGGUGAUUACGCAGGUGUAUGCGUAUACAAGUUAUUAUACAGCAAAUAGACUACCAAAAUGUGAGUUAUACGAGUAUACGAGACCAAAUUACUCAUUUCAUAAGAAGGGGAUAUGGGUGUUCUAUGAGAAAUCAGCAAUAUCAGUGGUGGGGUCAUCGAACUACAAUUUACGAAGUAAUCGAUUGGAUGAGGAGCAGAAUUUCAUGAUGUUUACGGAAGAUAAACGGAUUAUUGCGAUGUGGAGGGAAGAAAUAAGGAAAUUGGAGGAGGAUUGUAAGAAGAGAAGUGUAGAAGAGAUGAGAUACAGGUGCAAGUUAUGGGUUAUGCUGAUAUUUAUUCUGGCGAAUUUUCUAUUUUAG
Molecule: messenger RNA, 1188 nt
Organism: Enterospora canceri
Lineage: Eukaryota; Fungi; Microsporidia; Enterocytozoonidae
Source: the annotation of a GenBank genome assembly